This is a messenger RNA of Plasmodium yoelii, 678 nucleotides long. Its product is annotated as conserved Plasmodium protein, unknown function. The record is from RefSeq and is a predicted model, not a curated record. The coding region runs from base 1 to 678 and encodes 225 amino acids. The transcript has 4 exons. Lineage: Eukaryota; Apicomplexa; Aconoidasida; Haemosporida; Plasmodiidae.
AUGGAUGAAAAGAAAAAGGAUUUUUAUACCUACGUUGAUAAUAUGCACAAAAAAAAUGAAGAAAUCCAUGGAAUACUGGAUGCUAAAAAAAAAAUAAAAAAAGAAGAGAACAAAAAAAUAGAAGAAUCUGAAAGAAUGAUAAAAAACAACGAUGUCUAUAUAGAAACAAUUGAUGAUAUACACAAGAAUAAUAAGUUAAGUUAUUUAAAUUUAAAAAAGGAAAGAUUUUUACAAAAAAGCAAACUAAUGAAUUUAAAUUCGAUGAUUUCAGAAUUACCUAUUGUUAUGCAGGGUGAAGAAAAGAAAUAUUCUGAGUUCAAACAAAGGUCACAAAGAAAAAUAAAUGAAUUACUAGAAACCCUCGAAACUCCACUUUAUCCAGAAAAUGUUGAUGAUUUGUGGAAUCAAAUAAAAGAAUGCCAAAAAAAUACAGAACAAUUAAAUAAUUCGAUUACGGAGAUGCACAAUGAAUUGAAUAUAGUGAACAAAGAAUAUGUCAAUACUAAAGAUAAAUUUCGAAAUCUGGUUGAACUGGAAAAGAACAAGAAUAAGAAAUUAAAAAAAAUAUCCGCAACACUACAGUUUAUUCAGAAUUUAAAACAAGGAGCGUACAAAAAAGAAAACAAUGAAGGAGAUUUAAAAAAAAAAUUGGAUGAAAUAAAUGAUUUGUACAAAUAG